Molecule: messenger RNA, 417 nt
Organism: Medicago truncatula (barrel medic)
Lineage: Eukaryota; Viridiplantae; Streptophyta; Magnoliopsida; Fabales; Fabaceae
Product: agamous-like MADS-box protein AGL80
Exons: 2
Coding region: 1-417 (138 amino acids)
Molecular function (GO): DNA binding; protein dimerization activity
Source: RefSeq, a predicted model, not a curated record
AUGGCUAGAGGAAUUAUGAAGAAGAUUAAUGAAAUUAGCACUCUUUGUGGAAUAGAAGCCGGUGCAAUAAUUUACGAGCAAAACAAUCCUGAAGUACAGGUUUGGCCAUCAGAUUCAGGGGUUAGAAGUGUGAUAUCCAGGUUUAGGAGUUUGCCUGGACUAGAACGAAGUAAAAAGAUGGUGGAUCAAGAAGUAUUCUUGAGGCAAAGCAUUGGAAAAGUCUAUGAGCAGUUGAAGACACAAAUGAAGGAAACCAGAAAGAAGGAAAUGACCAAUAUCAUUCAUCAUUUCAUUCAUACCACAGAAUUUAAUGGAUAUUUAAUGAGCAAACCUGAUCUUAAUGAUUUGUCCUAUGUUAUUGAUGAGAAUUUGAGGGAGGUCAAUCAAAAGAUGAAAGGAAUGCGAAUUGAAGAUUGA